Molecule: messenger RNA, 2559 nt
Organism: Stylonychia lemnae
Lineage: Eukaryota; Ciliophora; Spirotrichea; Sporadotrichida; Oxytrichidae
Source: the annotation of a GenBank genome assembly
AUGCAACAAAGAUAGAAGCCAAAGAAGCUGAUCAAUUAGAAACCAACCAAAAGUAUUGGUCAAGCAUUACAUGAUUAAUUUAAGUAAUUAGAUUGGUUUGGACAAACUAUCAAGCUGACCUACAAAGGAGAGGAUUCCUAUAAGACAACUCUUGGCGCAUCAGUCUCUUUUAUCCUUAUUUUGCUUCUCUUGGGUUUUUCAAUAUUCAAGACAAUCUACUUCUUUAGUAGAUUCAAUCCUGACCUUAGCAAAGUCACCUUAAUGAGAGAUAUGAGAAGCAGUGAAUCCUAUAGACCUUAAGAAACUGGGUUUGAUUUUGCAUUUGGAUUAAAUAGUGAUCUUGAUCCUCGAAUCGGAUACUUCACUGUAAAGCAAAUUGGAAUCUAUACUACUGAUAAGAAAGAUAGCUCUGGCAAGGCUAUCAAGGAUAAAAUAAUCAAAGAACUCAAAUAUUAAAAAUGCGGGGACUAAUUAUUUGAUUUUCCAAACUAACAGGAGAUACUAUCACAAGGGAUCUCAAACUACAAUUGCUUAACAGACAAUGACUAUUAAUUUUAAGGAAAUUAUUUCUCGGAUAGUUUUUAAUACUUGGAGAUCAAACUUUGGAAAUGUUAAAAUAAUACUAAAAUUAGCAAUCUAGCUUGUCUCAGCGAUACAGCAAUAAACAGUUAUUUAGAUUCAGAGUUUUUCAAUUUUGCCUUUGUAAAUACCUUUUAUGAUCUUACCGAUUUUGAGCCAAACUAACAAAUUAAGCCAUUUAUAGAUGAUUCCCUAUUCUUUGAGAUUGAAUCAUCAAGAUCUAAAAAGAACAAUUUCUAUAUCUAGCAGUAGGAAGCUUAAUUAGAAGAUGACUUUGUUUAAUUUGGAUAAUCAAAGAAUAUUAUAUUUCACCAAGUGAGCAAUAAUAGAUUCUAUGAUAAUCAGUACAAGAAAGAGUAAGGUUAUGUUGUUGCAGUUUUCCUAAGAUAUGAUAAUAGAUAUGAUGUUUAUGAAAGAAAAAUAUAUUCUUUACUAGAAUUACUCGGAGAUAUCGGUGGUUUACAAGGAGCAUUGAUGGGAAUAGGCUUUUUAUUAGUUGGAUUCAUAUCCUCAAGAAUGUUUAUCAGUGAUAUAAUGCACAAAAUUUAUCAAGUUAGAAAGUAUAUAAUGUAGCCUGCUAUACACGACUAAAUGUUUAAAAUGAGGAGUAAAACUGGCACGACUAUCAAUGAAUAAUAAUACAUGUCAACCAAUGCUUAGCUCACUAGCAAGUAGAGAUUAGAUAGUUAAAGUCCCAUAUAAGACAGGGCAGAACAUAAUUUUGACAAAAGAGAUAGCUUUAAAAAGAAAAAUUUAGUGGAAAAUAAUUUUAGCUCAUAAGAUUAUCUGAAUACUAUGAAUGAUAAGGAAAAUCCUAUAACUUCAAAUAGAUCUUUAGUCUAUAAGACAUCAACAAUGAAUGAAGAGGGAGUAAGAAGUAUUUAAAUUUAGAUUGGCAUUGAAGAUCAAAUAGGCUUAAAUAUACAGAACACAAUACAACUUAAUAACAAUUUAGAAAAUGCUUAAGAUUUGUAAGAUGAGAGAGAUAUUAAGGUUAGAGAACAUAUGAGCUCAAAGCAAUUUAAAAAGAAACAAACAAUGGAAAAAUAAGACGUUUAAAAUGUACUAAUGACACUUAUUUCUAGAAUGAGAUUCAAAUAUAAUACUUAGGCUAUAUUCCAAUACAUAAGUAGAUGUUUGUGCUUAAAACAUCUUCAUUAUAAAAGAAACAAAAAGUUUUACAAAAAUCACUACUUGUAUUAGAAAGGUGAAGAAAAGCUUAGAUCAGAACUUGAUAUUAUUUCCCUACUCAAGACUCAACGAAAGCUUAAGCUUUUGACUUAAACUCUACUCUCAUAAAAGCAUAGAAUGCUUUUGCGAUUUUAGAGAUAAAAUGUUCUAGAAACAGCAUCUGAAUCUUCAGAUUCAGAUGAUGAUAACCUAGAUACAAUGAGUCUAAUGGAAAAUAAAAAUCCACUAAUUAGAUUAGUUAUAUUUGGAAAAUUGAAGAAAAUGAUGAAAUCAUAUGAGGGUUAAAAACUUAAAUCAAUUGAUAGAAAUCUAAUGAGAGGCAUAUUUCAGAGAAAGCUCAAAGAUUUCUAAGAAGAAUUAAUAGAUUAAACAGAAAAUAAAACACUUUUGCAGAGACUUCACGGAACAUUAGUUGAAAGUACUUAAAAGCUUAGGCUUGAUAAGUACAACAGGUCCAAUAUGAUGAGAAAAAAAAAUCCAUAAUUCUUUGAAAGUGAAUCAUCACCUAAGAGCUCAAAUAAAAGCUAUAUUGAUGGAAUUGAGAAUAUUUCUGACAGUAUAGAUGAUAAAGACUUGCUUAGAAUAGAAAUUGAUGAAUUGGUUACUAAGCAUCCUAUUACAGCUUUUAAUUUCAUUAGAAAUUACUCUCUAUUUGCUUCAUCUGACACAAGAACUAAUAGUGAUGGGAAAUAGUCCAAUCAAAAUAAUGAUGUAAAAAUUCUUAUGGGUUAUUAGAAUAAUGAUAAAAACAAAUCUAAUGAAAUUUAGCUGGACAAGUAAAGCUUUUGA